Messenger RNA from Symbiodinium natans, 6558 nucleotides. NCBI's taxonomy places the organism in Eukaryota, Dinophyceae, Suessiales, Symbiodiniaceae. The record is from the annotation of a GenBank genome assembly.
AUGGCAAUGGCCGCCCUUCGCGGUCGCUCCUGUGCCGGAGCUCUCGUACUGGGGGUCAACGUGCAAUUCCAGCCGUACUGGACAGAGGCCUUUGCUGAGGCGGGCAUGCUCUCCCCUACGGGGCGAUGCCGUUUUGGUGAUGACAGGGCGGAUGGAUACGUUCGAGGAGAGGGCUGCAGCUGUCUUUUGCUGUACGAUGACGAUGCCUACAGCAGAGGGCUUCAAAAGGCCUCGCCCUACGCCUCGCUGAGAGGUACGUGCUCCAACCAGGAUGGUCGCUCUAAUGGGCUUACUGCGCCGAACCCGGCCGCCCAGACCACCUUGAUAACAUCGGCAUGGCAGGAUGCAGGCCUGAGUGCCUUUGAUGCUGUGUACGCCGAAGCCCAUGGCACGGGCACGGCCCUGGGCGAUCCGAUUGAGAUUGUUGCCAUGGGUCGGGCGAUGCGCGGCCGUGGGGUGCAGGUGGAGCCCUGCCGUGGCGACCUGCCCAGCCUCCGUACCACCAGCUUCAAGUCCAACAUCGGGCACUUGGAGUGCGGGGCUGGAGCUGCUUCGCUGGCCAAGCUGGCCUUGGUCCUGCGGCAGGCAAUCAUUCCGCCCUCCCUCCAUCUGAAAGUGCUCAAUCGGCAUAUUGACUGGGAGGACGUGUCCGUCAAAGUGGUCACAGAGUGUGAGCCUUUGGGAACACGAAGCGCGAAUUCCUACGUGGCGGAGCAGAUGUCUGGCUGCGUAAGCGGCUUCGGUUUCGGAGGCUCGAAUGCAAAUGCCAUCCUGUGCUCAGAUGGACAGGCAUGGCUGGAAACCCAAAUGUCCGAGAGCGAUGGACAUUCAUUGCUGGCGAAAGGUGUGGAAUCUUUGGCGAGAGCUGCUGCUCAAAAGGUUUCAAGACAAGCUUUUGCCUUGAACUCUGGUGACUUCCGGCAGCUCGCAGUUGUGGGAGAGAGCAUGCCGGAGUUGCUGGCAAAAGUUCGCAAGAUUGCUCGCUCGGAUGUCCCUCCUGCAAGUCAAGGGGGGCGAGUUGCUCUCGUUCUAUCGGGUGCUGGUGACGACUCAUCCGGAUUUGCAACGUUGAGGUUGUUGCAGGCAAUGGGCCGCGCAGCAAGAGGAGCAGAUGCGCCAUGGAGCGGCUUUCAGCGAAAGCUUCAAGAGUUGCACGGGGCCUCCCUGAAUAGUUUGGGAGCAACGUUUGGGUGCCUUUAUGCCGCAGCGGCAGCCUUCGCCGAAGAUUUGGCCGUGGCACCCGCCCUCAUCUGUGGCCAUGGCCUGGCUGGCGAGGCUGCGGCAUUGACCGUUACCGGUGUGUUGCUGCCCAAGGAGGGCCUGGCUCUGGCAUCCGAUUCGGCUGCCCAGUUUGGUGGGUACUGGCCACCCUCUGUUCCUGUUGCAUCCUCAUGCACAGGCCUUUUCACAAAGGGGCCGGCUGUGGACCACUUUCGGUCCGUAGCUGGUGGAGUAGGCGAGGGCAUGGGAGGUGUCUGGGAGGCUGUAAAGUCUUGUGGCUGUGAUGUGGUGGUGGAGCUGUCGCUGGGAAACCCAUCGUUGCAGAGACACCAAGACGAUCAGACGCUUACCGUCAUAUCCACAUGCAUAGGGCCCCCUGCAGACGGCCGCAUCGUGUCCGGAGAUGUUGCCGAGCGUGCCAUCCUCGAGGCGGCAGCCUCGAUUUUUGCCGCUGGUGUGUCUGUGAACUUUGCUGGGCCAUUGGGAGGGGGACCUGUAUCGCGCAUGCCGCCUGCGAGCUUUGCCCCGAAAGUGUGUUGGCCUGGUGACCCUUCGAUGUCGCAGUGGCGCCGCCAGGACGUUUGCACACAAGCUUUUGAGGCGCAGUGGCUUCCGACUGCAGCCAUCAAACCAGAGCUGCGCGGGCAGCACUUCUUAGUUUCAGGGGGGGCAUUGGCUUCAAAAGUGGUGGCGGCCCUUCGGGAGCACGGUGCCGUUGCCACUGAGGGAACUCCGUCAAGCCUCACCGACCCCCAUGCUGAGUUGGUUUUCGUGCUGGAGCCUGCAGCUGCAAGCUCUUUGCAAUCUACGUUGCACUCCGCUCGGGCUGCCCCGCAUGAGAUGCUGGAGUGGCUGCGAUCCUUUCCUCGCAGAGACAGCGGCCGCAGGGCUGCGAUCCUCAGCGUGGGUGCGCACGGCAGCUUCCCAGACCUGCGUUCCAUCCCUGCGGCGGCCAUGUGGGGCGCGGCACGCUCGGCAAGGCAAGAGAUGGAUGUCUCGUGGGCGCUGCGGUGCAUCGACUUGGACCCGCAGCUCUUGGAAGAUGUCGGGACCCCCGUCGGGAGCCACUUUGCUUCGGAGCUCAUGCGACAGGAAGCCCGUGAUGUGCUCCUAGGGCGCGAGCGCUUCGUGCGGGUGCUUCAGAGUCUACAUCUGCCAUUGCUUCACUCUCCGGAGACCCCAACCUUCCCCAAAGUCUUCGGCAUCACAGGAGGGACGGGUGCACUUGGCCUCAUCGUGGCAGAAUGGAUUUCCACUGGGAGCAGCCAGCUCAUUCUCGCUUCGAGAAGCGGAAAGGUGCCUGAAGAGAACAAGCAACUUUGGACGAACCUGUGCCGGACAUCUGCGCAAGUUACUCUCUGCAACUGCGACGUGGGUUCUGAUCCUUCUCCAUUGACUGAAAAGUUGGCGGGUGCCGAAGAACCAUUCGGAGUUGCACACUUGGCAGGCAUCCUGCGGGAUGGCCUCUUUCUACGCCAAGACAAGAGCAGCUUAGAUCUAACCAUGAAGCCCAAGGUUGACGGAGCGGCUCUGCUGGUCGAGAGCUUACGUUCACAGUCUGCGGCCGUGCGCAUGCAGCACCUGUGGCUCUUUUCCUCGGUCACCAGCUGCCUGGGGAACCUUGGCCAAACUGCAUACGGUGCCUCGAACUCGGCUCUUGAUGCUAUGGGCAAGAGCUGGUUUCUGGGAAGUGCUGCCGGGCCAGAGGCAGGUGCCUCGCUGGCUGUGCAGUGGGGUCCUUGGGCAGAGUUUGGUAUGGCUGCAGACUUACCCAAAGGAAGCACCUCCAUAUUUAAGCCAUGGCAGCAACACAACGCGCUGCGUGCCCUGGAAGCUGUACUAACUCUCAGUAGCCCCAUUCGGUCACCUGUCGUUUGCCUUACCCAGUUUGACUGGGGGCAGAUGUUUUCAGACCUGGGCCAGAGCAUGUACUACCAAGGGUUCUUGCGCGAGUUUCUCAAACAGCCAAGUGAACCGAAGAGCCAAGCUGCUCCUGCGUCGAGUGUGGAUGUUCAGACUGUUGUUCUAGACACGCUGAGUAGAUUCCUACCAAAUGGCAAAGAUGGGGUGACAGAGGAUGCGGAGUUUGACGAGUUGGGCUUGGAUUCGCUGUCAGGCGUUGAAGCUUCCAGGGCUUUGGCAGCAGCACUAGCGCCAUUGGGCAUUGAAGGCAUCAAGCCCACAUUCCUCUUCGAAGCAAGUUCUUUGCGAGUUGUGAUGAGCAAGCUGCCUGCGCCAAAACCAGCAGCCAGACAAGUUCUGACAUCUAUGCCUUCUCAGCCCAAUGCAGAGGUGGCCCGCGCAUCCGAGAGCGAUGUCAGACAGACGGUAAUUGAUACCUUGAGCAGGUUCCUCCCAAAUGGCAAAGAUGGGGUGACAGAGGAUGUGGAGUUUGAUGAGUUGGGCCUUGAUUCGCUGUCGGGCGUUGAAGCCUCCAGGGCUUUGGCAGCAGCACUAGCUCCACUGGGCAUUGAAGGCAUCAAGCCCACAUUCCUUUUCGAAGCAAGUUCUUUGCGAGUUGUGAUGAGCAAGCUGCCUGCGCCAAAACCAGCAGCUAGACAAGUUCUGACAUCUAUGCCUUCUCAGCCCAAUGCAGAGGUGGCCCGCGCAUCCGAGAGCGAUGUCAGACAGACAGUAAUUGAUACCUUGAGCAGGUUCCUCCCAAAUGGCAAAGAUGGGGUGACAGAGGAUGUGGAGUUUGAUGAGUUGGGCCUUGAUUCGCUGUCGGGCGUUGAAGCUUCCAGGGCUUUGGCAGCAGCACUAGCUCCACUGGGCAUUGAAGGCAUCAAGCCCACAUUCCUCUUCGAAUCGAACUCGUUGCGCGUGGUUUUGGGCAAGAUCCGUGACUUGCCCCAGAUGGAGAAGCAGCAGAUCACCUCGGCUCACACUCCGUUGCACGAGAUGGCGUGCCCUCUGCCAAGCCUUCCGCUCAGCAAGCACACCGUGGACGUUCACUCCAUCGGCGACACGUCACCACUUCAUCGACAGCUUGUUGGCCUGAUGCAGGGAACCGGCCUCGGUAUCAUGCAAAGUGCAAGCCUGGCGGCCUCAAUGCUUUUGCUGGUGUUGGUGUUCCCGCUACGCACUGAACACUUCGUUGUGACAAGCAGUCGAACCGAGCUAAACCUGUUGCUCUUCAUGUCACUGCUGCUGAUGCCUCUUCUGCGCUUCUAUUUUUCACUUUUCAUGAUGUGGCUGGUCAAGACCAUUGUUCUUGGCAAAUUCCGAGAGGGCACAUACCCUGUGUGGGGCUGGAAGAUGGCAUGCUUCCGGGUACUUGCUGAGUACGAGGAUGGGAUGCACGCUGGCUUCUUUCUGAAGGUUUUUCAGAGGACUGAAAUUCCGAAUUUUUGUCGGCGGGUACUUGGGGCAUUCAUUGGACACGGCGCCUAUAUCAUCGAGCCAACAAUGGCAUGCUCGUGGGAUCUGCUCAGCGUCGGCGAGAACGCCAUCCUUGACAGAACCUUCGUCAUGGAAGCUGGACGUGUCUACCACGUGAACCAGCCCAUUUCCAUUGGACGCGGCAGUGCCAUUGGCACCACGGCCAAGCUGCAGGGAGGGGCAACUGUGGAAGAUGGCGGUGUUGUCCUUCCCAACACAGUCCUCGCAGGCACAGUCAAGUGCGAUGAUGUCUAUGAUGGUGGCUUGGGAACUUCGAAGGCGAUGAGAGCCAACGACAUGGAUGUAGAUGGCUUCCUCUCAACUCCUCGAAGAACACCUCUCAGCCUUCUGGCUGCGGCAAUCGUGUUUGCAGUGCGGUGCUGCAUGCUGCUUGUGUGCUUGCAGCCCUUCAUCGUUGACUUAGCCCUUUUGUUUUUUCAAUAUUUGCCACUCUUUCUUGGUGGGCGCCAGCCAGAGCCUUCCAUGGACAUGCCAAUUGGAGUGCUCAUCCUGCCUGCCAUCUUGGUCCUCUUUAUGCUGUACCAUGAUGUUGUGAUCCUUGGAGUUGCAGUCGCGGCCAAGUGGAUCCUCCUGGGUCGUCUGAAGGAAGGGUGCCGAGAAGUCAGCACCUCGUUUCUCCUCCGCUUCGAGAUCUGCUAUCUCUUGACCGACUCGGCCGCAAGCGUUCUGUCGCAAAAUGCCCAGUCGUUCCUGAACAACAUCUUCAUGAAGGCCAUGGGUGGUACGGGUGUUGCUUGGAGCUGGAUGCCAUCCCCUGCGAAUGCUGCAGCGUACCUUUCGGCAGACUUGCUGACGAUUGGUGAGGAUGCUUUCACAGCCAGCAAAACGAAUUUCAAUUGUAUUGCCUUGUCACGCUGUUAUGGUGACAAGACGGAGGAGCUGGAAGGGUCCUUUCAAGGCCCUAGCCGAUGGCAAAUGACAUGCAAGCGACUGAAGAUUGGCGAGCGUUCGUUUGUAGGGCCAGGCACGUGCAUCACUGGUGGCACCACACUCGGGGAAGGAGCCGCAACAAUGGACCAGACCUAUAUUCCAGCAGGAACAAGCGUCCCAGCGUGGAAGACGGUCAUGGGCACUAGUGUCGACUGUCGCUUCAUGGUGAAGCGAAGGCGAGACGUGAAGCAGUCAGCUGGCAUUUUUCCAUACUUCUUCGCAGUCACCUUAAGCAUGAUUGCUGGCCGCGUGUUUCGCAUGUGGAUGAAGGUUGCGCUCGUCAGCUCCCUGACCUUGUACUUGCUGCGGCAGAUGGGACCGGUUGCCCCGGUCUUUGGGGCCCUGCUGACAGGUGAGACGGAGGUCUCGGGAACCUACGGUGGGGAUUUGCGGAAUCUUCUGGCCCUAUCUCUGUUGUGUGGAACGAUGUGCACUGCAGUGCUGGCGAUUUGUUCGGCGUUGGAGAUUAUCGUCGUGAAGAAUGUAGUCCUGGGCAGCGUUUCAGAAGCAAGCGGUGGACCACUUCGUGGCUGGAACUGUCUCCGCUGGGUUUCUACGGUGGUGAACACUUCCAUGUCGGCAGGGGCCCUGAAAAUGCAGUCUCAUACACCACUUCUGAGCUGGAUUGCAAAGGCCAGCGGAGCGCGCGUGGGCAAUGGAAGCCAGCUGAGUUGGAAAAUGUUUCAGAUAGCUCCGGAGAUGGACAUGGUCUCCAUCGGUGACGAUGCGUUCGUAGGAUGGGGGAUGUACGGACACGAAUUUUCAGCAUCCACCUUGGUGUUCAAGCCCGUCAAGGUUGGCAAUGGUGCCACGACUCUUGGAGGGACCAUGUUGACUCCGGGGAGCGAGCUGACGAAGAAUGCUGUGGCAACUUAUGGCGCCCUUGUGAUUCCAGGGAGCUGCGACACAAAGUCACAGGCCAAGCAGUAUUUAACAGGCGUUCCAGCUGUGUCAGAGGCGACAUCGCCUGAGGGGCUCUUCGAAGUCAAUGGCUUGCCCCUGUAG